Molecule: messenger RNA, 3171 nt
Organism: Dovyalis caffra
Lineage: Eukaryota; Viridiplantae; Streptophyta; Magnoliopsida; Malpighiales; Salicaceae
Source: the annotation of a GenBank genome assembly
AUGAAUGCUCACGCACUCAUUCUUACAUUACCUGCACAAGGGCAUGUUGCCCCGACGAUGAAGUUGGCAUACCGCCUUGCUGAUCUCGGAGUCAAAGUUACUUUUCUUACAGCAGAAACAAAAUUUCAUCAGCUUGUUAGUGAUCAAUCACGAAAUAAGGAUGCAUUGCCAAAGAUGCAGGGCGGACCACAUCAGGAGAGGGUGAAGAUCGUUUCUUUUCCUGAUGGACUGAAAAGUCUAGGAUUGGAAGAGAGAGGAGAUUCUUUUGAGGCUAUGGAGGGAAUUGUAAAGGUCAUGCCGCUGCAUGUGGAGGAAUUCAUUAAGAAGGCGAAUCAACCUGAGUCUCAGAGUGAUGAAAAGAUUACUAGUGUCAUAGCUGAUUUGGUCGUGGCAUGGGCACUGGAUAUUGCUAAUAAGAUGGGACUAAAGGGAGCUCUCUUUCUUUCAUCAGCGCCAGGAAUUGUACCCAUGCUAUUGCAAAUAUCACAUCUUGUUGAGGCUGGCAUCGUUGAUACUGAAGGGACUCCAAAAAGGAAGGAAAAGGUUCUGUUGUCACCGUACCUGCCAGCUCUGAGCAGUGAUGAUUAUGUUUGGAAUUUCUCAACAAACAAAGAGUUGCAAAAGGCUGGGUUUGCAUUCGUGCGUUCUGGUGAACCCUAUAUGAGAACAUCCAAAUGGGUUUUGUGCAACUGGUUUCGUGAUCUUGACCCUUCAGCUGAUGAUUUAUUCCCAAACACAUUUUCGAUUGGUCCAUUACUUGCAAAUGAUCAACCUGGUGGAAAUUUUUUGUCAGAAGACUUUACUUGCUUAAGCUGGCUCGAUAGACAACCACCAGGAUCGGUUGUUUAUGUCUCUUUUGGCAGCACAGGGAAAUUUAAUACUCAUCAGUUUGAUGAGUUAGCACUUGGCCUUCGACUUAUGGGCAGACCAUUUCUUUGGGUGGUUCGACCAGACAUCAGUGAUGAGGUUAAGGUUGCUACUGAUGAUAGUUUCCGAAACAGAUCUGUAGAUGAUGAUAAUCACCUUGGAAAGAUGGUUCGGUGGGCACCUCAAGAAAAAGUGUUGGCUCACCCUUCUGUUGCCUGUUUCUUAACUCACUGUGGUUGGAACUCAGCCGUAGAGGGCAUAGGUAUGGGGGUUCCCUUGCUUUGCUGGCCUCACGGUGGAGAUCAAUUCUAUGUCAGGACUUGCGUGUGUGAUGGAUGGAAGGUUGGUUUGGAGAUGAAGGCAGAUGAAGAUGGAAUCGUUACAAGGUAUGAAAUCAAAAGGAAAGUGGAUGAAUUGCUCAACCACGACGGUAUAAGAGCAAACGCAUUGAAGCUUAAGAGGUUGGCUCAAAAUAGUUUGUCUAAAGCAUUAGUUGACAAGUUCAAUUCUUGUGUUCUUAAAUCAAGAAUCUUUAACAAACCCACUUCGCCAUCUUCACUGCCAAUGCCUCCUCCGAUCCGGUACCGUAAAGGGGAGUUGAUUGGUUGUGGUGCAUUUGGCCAUGUUUAUAUGGGCAUGAAUCUUGAUUCUGGAGAGCUUUUAGCGAUAAAGCAGGUUUCUAUUGCAGCUAAUGGAGCUACAAGAGAGAGAGCUCAGGCUCACGUCAGAGAGCUUGAGGAAGAAGUGAAGCUUCUACAGAAUCUCUCCCAUCCCAACAUUGUUAGAUAUUUGGGUACAGUUAGGGAGGAGGAAACCAUAAACAUCCUGCUUGAAUUUGUCCCGGGUGGAUCAAUAUCAUCUCUUUUAGGGAAUUUUGGAGCCUUCCCUGAGCCCGUUAUAAGAGCCUAUACCAAGCAAUUAUUGCUGGGGUUGGAGUAUUUACACAGCAAUGGAAUUAUGCACAGGGACAUUAAGGUAGCUUUGAAGUUUGAAUUUCCUUCCCCUGACGCUACAUAUUUUGGUGCAUCAAAACAGGUCGUUGAGCUGGCUACUGUUUCAGGGGCCAAAUCGAUGAAGGGCACACCAUACUGGAUGGCUCCUGAAGUCAUUCUUCAGACUGGACAUAGCUUGAAAGAAGCAUUUAUUGAUAGAAACACUGUAGAAUUUAGCUCUGCUGAUAUAUGGAGUGUUGGAUGCACAGUCAUUGAGAUGGCCACGGGAAAGCCUCCUUGGAGCCAACAAUACCAAGAGGUUGCCGCAAUCUUUUACAUAGGGUCGACGAAGUCUCAUCCAGAAAUCCCCGGGCAUCUCACUCCAGAGGCCAAAGAUUUUCUGCUCAAGUGCUUGCACAAGGAACCAAAUAUGAGGCCAGAGGCAUAUAAAUUGCUGAAGCACCCAUUUGUUACUGGGGAGAUUGGCACAUCUGAUCAUGUUAUUCAUAGUCCAGUCAUGGAAAAUUCUGGAAUUCCUUUGCAGUCAUAUACCACUAACCCUGUAACCAUUCUGAGCUGCUCAAUUGAUCCUAAGCAAUUGCCUGAAAGUGAGGAUGCAUGGGAAACACAAAACAGUGAUGACGACAUGUGUCAGAUUGACAAUGACUUUUCUAUAAAUGAAGAAAAGCUCAGUCCUCAUUUAACUUCUAAUGACCUCAAUAAGAGUUCUGAUCCCAAAUGUGAGCUGUCUGGAGAUUGGAGGUCCAAAUAUGAUGAGAGUCCAGAACUGGAACUAGCAGGAAGCAAAUCGGACACUGGUCAACCAGUUCAGGGGGACAAAAAUGUUUCGUUUUCCUGUGGGGCAUCGUUUUCUGAGGAUGAUGAGGAACUUACCGAGUCAAAAAUUAGAGCCUUUCUUGGUGAAAAGGCUUUGGAACUGAAGAAAUUGCAAACACCUUUAUAUGAAGAAUUCUAUAACAGUUUGAAUGGGGCUUGCUCUCCAAGUUUUGGUGGAAGUUCUCGUGAUGAAAGUCUAAAUUACUUGAAAUUACCUCCUAAAAGCAGGUCACCCAGUCGGAUCCCUGUUGGAAGCCCAUCUACAGCAACCGAUGCUGUUAGUACUGGCAGCCCUGGGAGUAAUAGGCGUGCAUCUAAUGUUGGCAAUGCAAGUGAUCAAGCUUCAGGGGACAAUUCAUCCCCUCAUAGCAAUGAUCAGAAAGAAAGGAAGUGGAAAGAAGAGCUUGACCAAGAACUUGAGAGAAAGAGAGAGAUGAUGCGUCAAGCAGCCGUGGGAAGUAAAACAUUGUCCCCAAAGGAUCGAGCCUUGGGUCGGCAGAGAGAGCGGACAAGAUUUGCAUCUCCGAGCAAAUGA